GGACAUUGAUCCUUAGUAAUGGUGGUUGCUGAGGUCAGUUACUGUUUCUAUUGUGUUUUUGAAAGGACUUUUGAAACUGGAAGCAGAGCUCAAACCACAGCCCCACGCAUUUCCAUACUCUGCGCUGAUUGGACAACAGUUUCCCCGACACAGUCAGCCAAUCACAAAGCAGCAUGGGAGUGUAUAAAUGUCCUGGUCGGACAGCUGCAAGGAACUAUUCUCCAUCCAAAAUUCUGAUAUUCGUCUGCCCAUUUUCGAAUCAUGUCUGGACGUGGCAAAACCGGCGGCAAGGCAAGGGCCAAGGCGAAGACCAGGUCCUCCCGUGCCGGACUGCAGUUCCCAGUGGGUCGCGUCCACCGUCUGCUCCGCAAAGGCAACUACGGCGAGCGUAUCGGCGCCGGUGCUCCUGUCUACCUGGCAGCAGUGCUGGAGUAUCUGACCGCUGAGAUCUUGGAGUUGGCGGGGAACGCAGCCCGUGACAACAAGAAGACCAGAAUCAUCCCCCGUCAUCUUCAGCUAGCUGUCCGCAACGACGAGGAGCUCAACAAACUCCUGGGAGGUGUCACCAUCGCCCAGGGCGGUGUGUUGCCUAACAUCCAGGCUGUUCUGCUGCCCAAGAAGACCGAGAAGGCUGCCAAGAAUCGAGAGUCUUUGAACUAAUCAAAACAAUUAGAAAUCAUGUCUGGACGUGGCAAAACCGGCGGCAAGGCAAGAGCCAAGGCCAAGACCAGGUCCUCCCGUGCCGGACUGCAGUUCCCAGUGGGUCGCGUCCACCGUCUGCUCCGCAAAGGCAACUACGGCGAGCGUAUCGGCGCCGGUGCUCCUGUCUACCUGGCAGCAGUGCUGGAGUAUCUGACCGCUGAGAUCUUGGAGUUGGCGGGGAACGCAGCCCGUGACAACAAGAAGACCAGAAUCAUCCCCCGUCAUCUUCAGCUGGCUGUCCGCAACGACGAGGAGCUCAACAAACUCCUGGGAGGUGUCACCAUCGCCCAGGGCGGUGUGUUGCCUAACAUCCAGGCUGUUCUGCUGCCCAAGAAGACUGAAAAGGCUGCCAAGAAGUAAAAUACAUCUCACCUAUAAUACCCC
This is a messenger RNA of Nerophis ophidion (straightnose pipefish), 1086 nucleotides long. RefSeq lists its product as uncharacterized. The transcript has 2 exons. Gene Ontology annotation, molecular function: DNA binding; structural constituent of chromatin; protein heterodimerization activity. Lineage: Eukaryota; Metazoa; Chordata; Actinopteri; Syngnathiformes; Syngnathidae. The record is from RefSeq and is a predicted model, not a curated record. Gene Ontology annotation, cellular component: nucleosome.